GGUGGCGGUGGAGAGCCGCCUGCGCAUGUCAAGGCUGACGGAGCACACACGGUCGGGGCGCCUGGAGAAGGGCGGCUGGUCACGCGCCACCCAGGGUCUGGGCCCCUGCACGAUCUGCAGGCGAGCUCGGGGACGGGGCCCACCCACCCCACCUCUCGAUCGCAGGCCGCACAGAAGCUUCCGCCUCCUUCCUGGCCCCCCUCCGGACCUCCCCGGGGAGGCUCGGCGGGUGUGGACUGGACUGAGGUGGAACGAGUUCUGUAGCUCAGACGGCAGCCCCGGUGGUUUCGGGUGUGAGGGCAGGCCCAGCUGGAGAAGGCGAUCAGGGCGGACGAAGCCGGCGCUCCCGGGUCUGGGUGGAUCCUGGUCGGAGCGUAACUCUCAGUAGGGAGCCCCGGAAGCCACCCGCUGAAAAAGAUGCCUGGCUUCAACAGAUUGUUUCCCCUGGCUUCCCUCCUGCUCAUUUUGUGGGCUGGCGUCUGCUCCCCUGUGUGUGUGGAAGUGCCCUCGGAGACGGAGGCGGUUCAGGGCAAUCCCAUGAAGCUGCGCUGCAUCUCCUGCAUGAAGAGGGAGGACGUUGAGGCCACCACGGUGGUGGAAUGGUUCUACAGGCCCGAGGGCGGUAAAGAUUUCCUUAUCUAUGAGUAUCGGAACGGCCACCAGGAGGUGGAGAGCCCCUUCCAGGGACGCCUGCAGUGGAACGGGAGCAAAGACUUGCAGGACGUGUCCAUCACUGUGCUCAAUGUCACCCUGAACGACUCCGGCCUCUAUACCUGCAACGUGUCCCGGGAGUUUGAGUUUGAGGCACAUCGCCCCUUCGUGAAGACCACCCGGCUGAUCCCCCUCCGUGUCACCGAGGAGGCUGGAGAAGACUUCACCUCUGUGGUCUCAGAAAUCAUGAUGUACAUCCUCCUGGUCUUCCUCACUCUGUGGCUGCUCAUCGAGAUGAUAUAUUGCUACAGGAAGGUCUCAAAGGCCGAAGAGGCAGCCCAAGAAAAUGCGUCUGACUACCUGGCGAUCCCAUCGGAGAACAAAGAGAACUCUGCGGUACCAGUGGAGGAAUAGGAGGGGGCAACCGGAGGUGAUGUACAGGGAAGGGAGGGGCAGGUAGAUAAGGAGGCAGGUUGUACAAGUGACCUUGACACCCACAAACCAAAAUGACUUUAGAUUUGGUCCCUUAGAUUUCUACCCUACCCAGAAUCCCCACCCUCCGGGUACUUCUUUAAGUUGAUGCCCAAGUAGUCAGAGCUCUGUGCGAGGUUCAAGUCCUUCAGAAGGUGAGUUGCUUUGGCCUGAGUGUUGGGGCAACUUGAACUCCUUACCCACAGUGACAAAAAAUAAUUCCCCAUUCUCCCUCCUAUGUAAGGAUCGUGGAUGAGGUCAGAGAGCCUUUGGCUGGGCUGGACUGGGCUGGCAAUUCUCAGUGAGCUGUUUUAUCACUGGUAGGUGGCCUGAACACUGAAGCGCUGGCUACCCCAUGUUCAGUGAUGUCAACAGCGUCAGGAGGGUGCCCCAGGGACCACAUCACUUCCCUUCACACGUCCAUCCUUCAGUUCAUUCAUCAUACAUCCACUCACCUCUGAACUGUCACCUCUGACUUGCUAACUCCAUCAGACCUCCACACACAAGACUUUGCAAGAACCAAGGAGCCAACAUUUCUACACGACUCAAACCUCAGCCUGCCCUUGCUGUCAAGCAAGCAGCUCCCAUGCCAACUGGACCCCCCCACCCUGUGCUCCACCCGGCUUUGAACACGUGCUGGAGCCGCUGAUUCUCCAUUGCCGCAAGUGAAUGGAGGGCUUAACGGAAGGAAGCUGGAGUGAUUAGUCUGGGUUAAAGCAAAAGAGUGUCAUGAAGUGGGAUUCCUUGAAGUCAGUUUUUCUAAGUUCCUGGUCCACUUGGCUGGAGCAUCAGAGCAAAGCAUGCGCUUCUAGGCCCUCCAGUGAUAGAAAGGUCAUUAAGCAUGGACUAAAAUGUUCUCUGGACUAUGGUGCUCCAGGGCUAGAUCCCAAGAGGUCUCAAAGGCCUGGGUUAGUGUCAGUACUUCAAGAAGCCGAGAGCAGGGGACUUGGGAAGUCAUACAACAUGUUCAUGAUCUUCCUGGGGCAACGUGUGUGCCUUGCCAGGUGAACGCACCACCGGAGAUGGCGGGGUGGCAUUGUUUUCCUGUGGGCACUGGGACUGCGAUUCCUAAGUUCUUCCUCUCAAAAUUUCUGUGGGUCAGUAUUAUUACUCAUACGGGAGGCAACGGAGACUCAAGACAGGACUCCACUGAUAAGAGACUUCAAAGGAUAAACUGGGGCAGAUAGAAGCCUAAGGCGCGGUCCAGUUUACACUUCCCGAGAUGGGAUAAUUUUGUCCUUGAAAAGACUUUGAAAUUGAGUUUGGCACAGAACUCGGUGGAUUGCCUGGAUGAGGUUAGCUCUGAUUCAGGCCAUUAGAAAUUGGCCAAAAAGGCAGAGAGAAGGAUGGGAGGUAGAUUUGAAGAAUUUCUUUAGUGAAAAGGUUUGUGAAUCUGAGACGUCUUCCAGAAGGGGAACGCAUCCGGGAAUGGCAUUUAACUAAGACACAUGUUUUUAGCCUGAGAUAGAUGAUGGCAAAUGAGUGAUGUGACAGAGGAGGGACAGGCUAGGUGGCUUCCAAAUAUUUCACCUGUGAAUUCAUAAUGUCCAAGGUUUUUUUUGUUUUCCCCUAGAUGUUAGGAGAGCAGAUGAACACUGGAAACAUUUUAGUCGAUAUCUCAUGUUUCACUUUGAGUAACUGGUGUUAAGUGCGAUGUCCUUCUGCACCCUGUGAUGAGAGGGGGAAGGAUGCUUGAUGGGAUGUGAGAAGAUGAAAGUGACUGGGAUUCGAUGAACAAGAUGUCCCUCAGAUCCAGGGGCAUCUAUGGGGAAAGAUCCCACUCUCUUGGCUUUGGGCCUCACCUGACAAACUCAGUUCAUCUCUGCCAUCCCUGGGAAAGCACUUGAAUUAGUCCUUGUUUACAUAUUUGAGAGUCUGAUUUUAUCGAAGAAAAUACUUUCAAUAAAUUCAAGGCCUUUCUCUUUGGUAAUUUCCCACACAAUCCCUCUGAAAUAGGAGACAGAAUAUAGAUUUUCCUUACUUUCCUGUGAGGAAAACGGGCCUGGAUUACUGUGAGGUUUUCCCAGUCACGUGGAUGGCGGAUGACAAGCCUGCCGCAGAAACUCCUUUCUACCCCUCCACUUCCCUCUUGCGUCAGUAGACCAUGCAUCUAACUUGUGAUCUAGAAUGCACGUUUUCUUUUCCUUUUUAAAAGCCCAACUCAGAUAUCUCCUGGGUGAUUUUUAAUGAAGCUGAAUGGUACCUCUCUUUUUUUCUUAUCCUUUACAAGUAAUCUUCUCUAGUCUUUUCCUCCUCCUAACUUCUCAACUCUUCUCAUCUUUAAUGCUUUCUUUAUUAAGCUAUAUGAUUUACCAAGCAUUUUAAUUAUCUUAUUUCUUCUCCACAACUAGCUCUGUGAGGUGGAUAUUGCUAAUACGUUAACAAAUGAAGAAACACACUGUCUGAGGCUAAGAAGCUUUACCAAAUCAUAAGUUCAUAUAGUGGGUAAACAGAGAGCUGGAAUUCAGGUCUUCUGAGCCGUAGCCCAGCUCUCUUUCCACUGAGACCAUAGCUGCUUCCUUUCCUCUCAUUUUUCUUUUCUUUUUUUUACUUCCAUCUAAUCUUUGCCUCUCUUGCUUGUCCUGAGAUGUUAAACAUCUUCGCUCACCCCUAACCCCACUCCACUGCUCCUCUACCACUCUGCUUCUUGGUCCAUGCUAAAACUGUGCUUUCAAAGUCUUAAUCUCAUGUUCGUUUCCCCUUUCUCGUUGGUUUGUACCUCAUUAUUUCUCCUGAAUUGCAAUUAAACUCCUUCCUGGGAGACUUGAUCAUGACUAUAAAUCCACAAGGUACUGUGAUCACCAGCCUACUUCAAAUCCUCACUCCCUCCCUGUUCCCCCGCAUAUUCCUACAAAGGACCCAGAUAAACGUGCACUGCUCUGGAAGCUCUAUCUGGUAUGCUGUUCUAUUAAAGGGCUUAGAAACGUUCUCAAGGGCUAUCAUCACUCUAGGAACCCCACCUGUUGUCUUGGUGCUGGAUAUUCCCCCUGACUGAUGCUUAAUAAUACAAUUCCCUCAAGGCCAGCUCGGCUGGGUCUGGUUUUCCCUCCCCUUGGGCUUAACAGCCAUGACCUUCAUUGCUCAACUCUGCUGGCCCUGUGAGCACCUCGCCCAACGGACCUUUGCCGUCAGCUCAGCCUUGCAUCGCAGCCCCAUCUCUCGUGUGGAAAUACCUUGACGGUCAGCACCUGUCCCAACACCAGCCUUUAUUUUCAGUCCAUCUAAAAGCACUGUCCUUUAGAGUCACCACCCCCAAACACCCACACGCCCGGAUUUCUGACUCUCUUGAGUUUCUGGUUUCUCCUUAGAUGCCAAACUAGAAAUGUUAGUAGGAAAGGAAUUUUUCAGAGCAGGAAUAUGCUGAAAAUAUGUAUAGAGCUAUGAAUGGUUAAGAGAAGAGAGAGUAGCUCCUUUUUUCCCCCCAGAACUACGGGAUCAAAAAGGAAAACAUACCCAUCUCAGAAUCUGUGAACCCACCUGACAUAAAUCAGAGAGAAAAGGCCGUGUAACUGCAUCUUGGCAGGAAGCAGCAGCAAGGAGCUAGACCCAUUUCAGAAUAUACCUUGGCUCUCCUUCCCAAGCGGAAAUGGAAAACUAAAACAAAAAACACCUUCCUCUCCCAUCCCUUUGUAAAUGAAAAGCCCCCAACCCAGUGAGUCCUCCCAGCCACGGCAAAUGUAUCUGUGUAGUACUUGGUGUCAUUACUCCGAUCACCCAUUCAUUCUGCAUUUCGGCACCCUCUCUGCGUCGGGCACCAGUCUAGACCGAGUGUGCCCUGCGCCCUUAGGUUUUAAAAAUAUCAUCAUCCAAGCCUUUCCUAGUCUCUAAAACUCUACCAUGGCAGACGACCCAUGUUUGGCACCCCUCCCCUUACUUGAGGCUGUAGUAGGACCCAGUAGAUGCACAUUUGAAGCGAGUCUGAGCUGUAGCUCAGACUCAACCCCUAUCAUAGGCCAGCGAAGCCUCAAAGCUGGUAUUCCUCUUUUUUGGACAGAGUGACAGGGAGGGAGGCACUGAAGGACGAGCGCGUGUAGGUUUGUGAGGCACCAAACACAAUCAGCAAAUUCGUACAGCCAUGGAACUCGUCACCGUGUUGUCACCUUCGUGUGGCUUUUUCUUGAUUUUCCACAGCCAAUCUUUUUCUGAACUUUAGAAAUGUUGUUCCUGACCACUCAAGCUCUCAACAACCUAAUGCCUGUAUGUGGUGUUUUUCAGUAAACUCCCUGUUCAUGUCAAUAAAGUGUCUCUAAACACUG
This is a messenger RNA of Orcinus orca (killer whale), 5378 nucleotides long. It is a transcript of the gene SCN3B, whose product is annotated as sodium voltage-gated channel beta subunit 3. Gene Ontology annotation, molecular function: sodium channel regulator activity. The transcript is spliced from 6 exons. Gene Ontology annotation, cellular component: voltage-gated sodium channel complex. The record is from RefSeq and is a predicted model, not a curated record. The coding region runs from base 418 to 1065 and encodes 215 amino acids. Gene Ontology annotation, biological process: sodium ion transport; ventricular cardiac muscle cell action potential; regulation of heart rate by cardiac conduction. Lineage: Eukaryota; Metazoa; Chordata; Mammalia; Artiodactyla; Delphinidae.